UUUUAUUUUUGUUGAAGGUCCAGAUUCGGUUAUAUCUUUUCGAUAACCUCUUCCCAAAUUCCUAUUUCCCCUUUUCUGAAACCCUUUACCCAAUCUCAUAGCCCUAGAGAUUCACGAUAAUCGCUAAUCCUUUAAACCUCUCCAAUCUCUAAUCGGGUUUCUACAAGCUUCUAAUUUUCUUUUUCUUCACUAUUCGGCGCAUCAGAAUCUCAAGCUUCGAAGUUCCGGAGUUUAUGUUUGAAGAUCCAUCCAUCGUUGGAUUAUUUCCUGAAGAUUUAUUUUUGGUCGCGUUUUUACAAGAUCUGAAUCGGGCGGAUUGAUUGAUUCAGAGCGAUUCUUUAGUACAAUAAUCGGUGAUCGAAGAGUUCGUGUGAAUUUGAUGAUCUAAGAGCAAAGGGGCUUUUUUAUUAUUCCCUACGAUUUGCCCUAAACUUCUGGUUUUGCUGAAAGAUUCGAUUUAUUGGAACACUUCGUGGAGUUACCGUCAGAGUUGAUAUCUUGAAGACAAAGCGCGGGAUUUUGCAUCUAAGAAGGAGCGAGGAGUUUGGUUCGGUUUCUCUUAGAAUAAGGAAAAAAAAAGCUUUGUACUGUUUAUAUUUGUUCUUUUUUCAAGUGAAUAUCAGGCCUAAUAUUGUUUUGAAGGCCAAUAAAUAAGUUCAUAUUUCCUUUUCUGUGUUUUUUAAUCAUUACUACAAUUUUUUAAAGAGGAAAGAAACGUAAAAAAUGGCUGUUUAUUACAAAUUUAAAAGUGCAAGAGAUUUUGAUUCAAUUUCCAUGGAUGGUCCGUUUAUAAGUGUUGGUACUUUGAAAGAAAAAAUAUUUGAAUCAAAGCACUUGGGCAGGGGUACGGACUUCGACCUCGUUGUCACUAAUGCACAAACUAAUGAAGAAUAUCUUGAUGAAGCAAUGUUAAUCCCAAAAAACACUUCUGUAUUAAUUCGCCGGGUUCCUGGAAGGCCUCGCAUGCCCAUUGUUGCUGUUCAAGAGCCUAAGGUGGGAAAUCAGAUUGAGAAUGCUCAACUAGAAAAGAGUAACUUACUGGAUGCUGAUUCAUCUGUACCCAAAUAUCCUGAAGACUCUGAAUGGGAUGAAUUUGGGAACGAUUUGUAUUCAAUCCCUGAAACGCUGCCGGUGCAGUCAAGUAAUCCACUUCUUGAUGCUCCCCCUACCAAUAAAGCUGACGAGGACAGCAAGAUUAAGGCUCUAAUAGAUACACCUGCCUUGGAUUGGCAGCGCCAAGGUGCAGAUGGCUUUGGACCUGGUAGAGGCUUUGGUAGGGGUAUGGGUGGAAGGAUGGGCGGGCGUGGUUUUGGUCUAUUAGGAUUGGAGCGCAAAACACCUCCUCAGGGCUAUGUUUGUCACCGUUGCAAGGUGCCUGGGCAUUUUAUUCAGCAUUGCCCUACAAAUGGUGAUCCAAACUAUGAUAUUAAAAGGGUGAAACCUCCAACUGGCAUUCCGAAGUCAAUGCUAAUGGCAACACCAGAUGGCUCAUACGCAUUGCCAAGUGGAGCAGUUGCAGUUUUGAAGCCCAACGAGGCUGCUUUUGAGAAAGAAAUUGAGGGCUUACCUUCCACUCGUUCUGUUGGUGACCUUCCACCUGAACUCCAUUGCCCAUUGUGCAAAGAAGUAAUGAAAGAUGCUGUUCUAACUAGCAAAUGUUGUUUUAAGAGUUUUUGUGAUAAAUGUAUAAGGGACCACAUUAUCUCAAAGUCAAUGUGCGUAUGUGGGGCGACCAACAUACUCGCUGAUGAUCUUCUGCCAAAUAAGACCUUAAGAGAUACAAUCAAUCGUAUACUGGAGUCUGGUAACAGCAGUGCUGACAAUGCUGGAAGCACUUUUCAAGUUCAAGAUAUGGAAUCUGCGCGGUGUCCACAACCAAAAAUUCCAUCUCCUACUACAUCUGCUGCAUCUAAGGAAGAGCAGAAGCUAGUAUCUGUAAAGGAAGAAAGUUCUUAUGUGAAGGAUAAAGCUAAUGAGAUUAAAGUAGCUAUUCCCCCACAGCAGGUCUUGGAGAAAGUAAAGACUGCUAAACUAGCUGAUGCAUCCGAGGCCACAUUGGAGUCAAUGAGUGUGAAGGAGCCUGCAUCACAUGGGAGUGCCCCACUUGUGGAGGAAGAAGUGCAACAGAAGUUGGCUUCUGGAGAGGCAGGAAAGAAAAAGAAAAAGAAGAAGGUUCGUUUGCCAGGAAAUGAUUUGCAAUGGAAAGCCCCUCAGGAUCUUGCAGCUGAGAACUAUAUGAUGUCUAUGGGUCCCUCUGCCUAUAACCCUUACUGGACUGGUAUGCAGCCUGGGAUGGAUGGAUUUAUGGGUCCCUAUGGUGGAGCAAUGCCCUAUAUGGGGGGCUAUGGACUAAGUCCAUUUGAUAUGCCAUUUGGAGGUGUUAUGCCUCCAGAUGCUUUUGGUGCUCAAAAUUGUAUGUUUCCUCCUGUCCCACCUCUGAGGGAUCUUGCGGAGUUCGGAAUGGGUAUGAAUGUUGCCCCACCUAUCAUGAGCAGAGAGGAAUUUGAGGCUCGGCAAGCUGCUUUGAGGAGGAAGCGUGAAAAUGAGAGACGAAGUGAAAGGGAGUUCUCUACUAGAGACCGGGAAUUUGUUAGGGAAGUAGGCAACAGUGCUGAUGUUUCGUCAUUGAAGUCAAAAUCUAAGCCUAUUCCACAAAUGUCAGGUGGUGACUGUCGCAGCGAACCUCUACGGCAUCGAUCAGAGAGGACCUCCCCAGAACGUUCCUUACAGGACCAUGAAGCACCUCCCCACCCUGCAAAGAGGAAAGCUGACCAGCAUCAUGACCUUGAACGUGAUUAUGACUAUGAUGAUCGUGACCAUGGUCGUGAUCGUGAACGUGAUUGCCAUCAUCAUCAUCAUGAUCGCUCUGAGUCUUCCAAGCAUGCCCUUGAACCUGCUAUUAAAGCCACUUCCUCGACUGCUACUGCAGGAACUGAUAAGAAGCCAAAGGCAAGUGUGUUUUCUCGCAUUAGCUUUCCUGAAGAAGAAAUUAGCAAGAAGAAAAGGAAGAUAUCUUCUGAUGCACCUGCAUCUUCUGGCCAUCACAAGCCAUCCUCCAAUGGAUAUGAUUACAAGACAUCUUCCUCUGCCAAGCCAGUUUCUGCUACAAGUAGUGGUGGCGGGAGAAAGAGCAGCAGUCGCAAUGCUGUAGACUAUGAGUCGAGUGAUGAUGAUAGACAUUUCAAAAGGAAACCAUCGAGGUACGAGUCAUCACCGCCGCCAUCGGCCGAGUGGGAAGAAGAACGGAGGCACUCAAGAGGAUCAAGGGAACGGGAGCGUAGCAGCUAUAGUAAACAUAGAUAGUAUGCACUACCUUUGCACCGUUAUGAUACUCUUUUUAAGUCCUAAUGGAGGGAUUUGUGGGGAAAAUGAUACAUUUUUUUUUGGCUUUGUACUUUGCUAGUGUCUUUAAUAAUUAAAAAAAAAUUUCCAAUUUAGUAUUA
Molecule: messenger RNA, 3443 nt
Organism: Gossypium raimondii (Peruvian cotton)
Lineage: Eukaryota; Viridiplantae; Streptophyta; Magnoliopsida; Malvales; Malvaceae
Product: E3 ubiquitin ligase PQT3-like
Exons: 15
Coding region: 724-3303 (859 amino acids)
Biological process (GO): mRNA processing; protein ubiquitination; ubiquitin-dependent protein catabolic process
Cellular component (GO): nucleus
Molecular function (GO): zinc ion binding; nucleic acid binding; ubiquitin protein ligase activity
Source: RefSeq, a predicted model, not a curated record